Messenger RNA from Aureobasidium vineae, 1419 nucleotides. Lineage: Eukaryota; Fungi; Ascomycota; Dothideomycetes; Dothideales; Saccotheciaceae. The record is from the annotation of a GenBank genome assembly.
AUGGACUCCAAACAGCCGGCAGAUAAGCUGACACCUUGUCCAUCUGACCAACCCGAGGUCGAAGAAGGCACUGUCACCGUCAAUACGUCCGGCCACACACAAGAACUCGAUCGCAACUUCAACAUAGUCAGCUGCUGUGCUGUAGGAAUUGUGACCGGCAACACAUGGUGUGCCCUCGGAGGAUCUAUAGUCGUAGCCCUGUAUAAUGGAGGACCGACUGGCGUGCUCUUCGAGUUCCUCGCAGUCAGCGUAUUCUACUGGAUGGUGGGUGCUUGCAUAGCAGAGUUGGCAUCCAGCAUGCCAUCUUCAGCAGGAGUAUACCACUGGGCAACUGCCACCUCGGGACCGAGUUACUCGAAGUUCCUUGGCUUCCUGGCGGGUUGGUGGAAUGUCCUGGCCUGGAUCUUUGGGUCCGCCUCGAUGUCAUCAAUCCUAGCGAAUGAGGUACUAGCCAUGUGGGGACUCUUCCAUCCAGGAUACGUCGCUGAACGUUGGCAUGUUUUCAUCGGCUACAUCAUAAUCUCUUGGUCGUGUUGCGGUGUUGUGCUGUUCGCCAACAGAGCUUUGCCAAUGAUCAAUACAGUUGGCCUAUUUUUGACACUGGGAGGCUGCUUCCUCACGAUCCUGGUCUGUGCUAUAAUGCCUACCACGUCCGGUACAGGUUAUGCCACCACAGCAGCGGUCUGGUCAUCUUGGUCGAACGACACUGGCUACAAAUCCAAUGGUCUCGUCUUCGUCACAGGAAUGCUCAAUGGUGCCUUCUCUGUGGGCACUCCAGACUGCGUAUCGCAUCUUGCAGAAGAGAUCCCUCGCGCAUCUCGCAACGUGCCCAAGGCCAUUGCUGCGCAGAUGGGCGUUGGCUUCAUCACCGGUUUCGCAUAUCUCAUCGCCAUCUUCUACAGCAUCAACGACAUCGAUGCCUUGAUCAACAAUCCUUACACCAAUCCAUUGGCUGAGCUGUACAGACAAGCAACAGGAUCAAAGGCCGGAUCUUGCGGCUUGCUUAUCGUAGUUUUCCUGCCUACAGUAGCCAACUGUAUCGGCACUUAUAUCACCUGCGGACGCAUGCUUUGGACUCUUUCGCGUGACCGUGCCACCCCCUUCUCGGACACACUUGGUAGAAUCUCACCACGUUGGGGAAAUCCGUUUGCUGCUACCGUUGCCUGCCUCCUCAUCACUACUGUGCUGGGCCUCAUCUACCUCGGCAGUGCUGUGGCCUUUAAUGCUUUUGUCGGAUCGUUCAUCAUCCUCUCAUCGGCUUCGUACCUCGCCGCUAUCCUCCCUCAUCUGCUGAGCAGACGUAAGAAUAUUGAAUUUGGACCAUUCAAGAUGCCGGACAAGGUUGCUGCGAUUCUUAUGCCGAUUGCAUGUCUGUAUAUCGCAUGUUUCAUUGUCAUCUUCUGCUUCCCUUACUCGUAA